Dioscorea cayenensis subsp. rotundata (Guinea yam) is the source of this 1189-nucleotide messenger RNA. RefSeq lists its product as uncharacterized. The coding region runs from base 721 to 1092 and encodes 123 amino acids. The record is from RefSeq and is a predicted model, not a curated record. The transcript is spliced from 4 exons. NCBI's taxonomy places the organism in Eukaryota, Viridiplantae, Streptophyta, Magnoliopsida, Dioscoreales, Dioscoreaceae.
UGGUUCCCUCCCUCUCCCUCCUUCCGUCAGACCCGUCUCUCCUUCUCCUCCUCCGCCUCUGCUGAAUCGAAGUCGGAUGACCUCGAUCCUGCCUCCGCUGCCCUCGGCGAUGACCCCCUCGCUGCCUCUUCCGGCCAAGUCGUCGUCGGCGUUGAGUCUCGUUACCUCGUUGUCUACCGCCUCGUGAACUCCAUGAUCUACGUCCUCGGCGUCACCACUCCGGACAGAUCAAUGCUGAGUUCCAGGAAUCAUUGUUAUCACGAGUAGGCCUCAAAGGUACCAUCUUUUUGAGGACAUUGCCUCCUAAGCAAGCUGCGGGGAAGGAGACAGAGUUUUCGUUCCGGUUGGAGAAUACUUCUGGGAUCCAGAGGGCUGUCAUGCAAACCUCUUGUGUGAUGAGUAGUCUAGAGAACGGCAUUAGGACACCAUCAAAGGAGGAGCCCAUGCUGCUGCUGGUUGAAGCAACAAUAGGCUCGGUAGCCCCGUCGUGCUUGAAGAACCAAAGCUUCGAUGAAAUCGAAGACUUUGUCAUACUUUUCCCGUCGGCCUAUGAUUGCACGUAUCGAAUUAAGAUGUUGAAAAAAGAAGAGAAGAACCACGCUAAAGGCCGGCAACCAUUUAUACAAAACAUCUUCUACCAGCCGGGAUCCGGCGGCCACCAAAGGUAAUGCGCCGGAGGGUGGUGGUGAAGGAGGUGGGGAUGCGGACGCUGUGGUAGCGAUGGAGGGUGAAAAUGGAGGUGCGGAGCGAGGUGAUGAUUCGUCCGCUGCUGCCGGUGAUGGUGAGGGUGGCCGAUCGGCCUCGUCGGACGCUGAAGAAGGGAAUUGGAGCUCAACAAGCCUUCUCUACAGCCAAUCUUGUGAAGCAAUUGAACUUGAAGGCUGGGAUUGCAGUAGUCCUUUUCAUUGGAUGCACUCGAAUUGCUUCAGGGAAACCAAGCAAGAGCUCAAUUUGCUUCACAGUCCCAAAAUUCAUCUGAUUCAAAAUUUUUGGAACAAGGUGGUUGCUACUUUGACAGGGAAAGGCAUUCAAGUUGCUAGGUUAUCACUGUUUCAUCAAGGCAAGGCAUGGAGAGACCUCAUUGGUUCAUGAAGAAGAUCACUCAGGCGGGAUUGCACCCCUGAGUUGUAGAGUCUUUGUGUUUAUUUUUCCUUUUUUUUUGUUCGGAGCAAUUUUUGUUGUCUUUUUU